AUGAACCCUUUUCCUUCUUCCACAAACUCAGUGAACAGUUUCUACACAUUCUUAAGCAGAGGAAUUGAUGAUUUAGAGAGAGCUUUUCUUUCAAACAACUUGAUGUCAAUCCAAUUCCUUCAAAGGGUACUCUCUAUACUUAGAUCCUUUCACACCCAACUAGUACUUUUGGUUCAAAAACUUCAUCUCCCAGUUGGUGAUAAAUGGCUUGAUGAAUACAUGGAUGAAAGCUCCAAACUUUGGGAAACAUGUCACCUUCUCAAGUCUGGUAUUUCUAGCUUUGAAAGUUACCACUCAAGUGGUAUUAAUAUCACUUCGAUUUUCGACUCUCACUCGCAUCUCUCUCCACAACUCCGCCGUCAGGCUCUGAGGGGAAUAUCAGGGUGUAGAACAGAAGCUAUGGGAAUGGAAGAAGAAAACCGUGCAUUGAUGGAAACUAGAGUCCAACUACUUUCUCUACGUUUCGACGAAAGAGUAUCGGUUGAAUCAAAGCUAAAUGGUUUCAACGGUUUCAGGGGAGUUUUAUACGCAAUGAGAAACAUUAGUUCCAUGCUGCUCACAUUCCUGUUACACGGUUUGGUGUACCAUUGUCCCGAGACAUUGAACACGGUCACAGGGUUCGACCGUCGGUUGUUUCUUGGGUCCGGGCUAAUGAUAUCUGCUGCGAGGUUGCAGCAGAGAGUGGUGGCGGAGAUGAGCGAGGUUGCGCCAGGGAUGUUGUUGUAUGAGUUUAGAAGGACGAGGGUGGCAGUGGAGACGCUGAGUGGAGAAAUGGAGAUGACCGCGUCGCAGGUUGUUCAAUGGGAAAUGGAAGAUGGUUUGAGGGAGAAAGUAGAGAGUGUUAGAAUGUGUUUUGGUGUGCUUAAGUCUGGUGCUGAUAAUAUUGUUUGUCAGCUUGAUGAUUUCUUUGACGAAAUUGUUGAAGGUAGGAAGAAGCUUUUGGAUUUUUGUAGUCAUAGGUAA
This is a messenger RNA of Lathyrus sativus (Indian pea), 963 nucleotides long. NCBI's taxonomy places the organism in Eukaryota, Viridiplantae, Streptophyta, Magnoliopsida, Fabales, Fabaceae. The record is from the annotation of a GenBank genome assembly.